GCUGUCGCCUCACACGUAGUAUCUAUCAGCAGAGACAGAAAGACAGAAAGUCUACUCACUUACAACUUGGAUACACUUUAAACUCUCGGUUUUAUUUCAGAAGACAUGGCAGCAGCUGCAGUUAUCACAGAUCAGAAUGUGGUGGAGAGGGUGACCAGCCUUCCUCUGGUGAGCUCCACCUAUGAUUUGGUGUCCAGCGUGUACACCAACACCAAGGACACCCACCCUUACAUCAAGACCGUGUGCGAGGUCGCCGAGCAAGGGGUGCGGACCAUCACCUCCGUGGCUCUCACCACCGCUUCACCCAUCAUUGGCAAGCUGGAGCCUCAGAUUGCCAUGGCCAAUAACCUGGCCUGUAAAGGUUUGGACAAGAUUGAGAAAACCUUGCCGAUUCUUCACCAGCCGUCUGAGCAGAUCGUCUCCAGUGCCAAGGGUGUGGUAACCAGCGCUAAAGAUGUCGUGACGGGCACAGUGUCCGGCGCCAAGGACACGGUCUCAGGCACUCUGACCAGCGUCGUGGACAGGACUCGCGGCGCGGUGCAGGAUGGGAUGGACAAGACCAGGGCGGUUGUCAGCGGGAGCGUCAGCACAGUGCUGGAAAGCAGAGUGGCCCGGAUGGUGAGCAGCGGCGUGGACACGGCCCUCAGCACCUCGGAGAGUCUGGUGGAGCAGUACCUGCCUCUGACAGAGGAUGAACUGGAAUUGGAGGCAAAAACUGUGAAAGGCUUUGACAGGAAGGAGCCAAGCUACUAUGUCCGCCUGGGUUCCCUCUCCACAAAGCUCCGAAAGCGGGCGUACACCACGGCCGUGGCCAAAAUCAGAGAUGGCAAGCAGCGAAGCAUGGGAUUCAUUUCUGAGCUGAACUCCACUGUUGAUCUGAUUGAAUACGGCAGAAAGAAUAUUAACGGGGCUAACCAGAUGGUAAAUGACAAGCUGAACUCCCUGGUGGCGUGGAAGUCCAAUGGUCCAACCCAGGAGAAUGGUCACGAGGCAGAGGUUAUCGAGUCUCGCACCUUGACCCUGGCACGUUCCCUCACCCACCAGCUCCAGACCACCUGUCUGGUCCUGGUCUCCGGCCUGCAGGGCCUCCCCAACCACAUCCAGCAGGAGGCGCUCUCCCUCAGCCGCCUCGCCACACAGGUCUACAGCGGUUUCAGCAAGGCCAACGCACUGGGAGACCUGCCAGACAGUGUGCUGACCAGCAGCAAAGUCCAGCUGGGCAAAAUGAAAGAUUCCCUGGACAACGUCAUGGAUUAUCUGGUCAACAACACGCCGCUCAACUGGCUGGUCGGUCCUUUCUACCCCCGGAUGGCUCCAGAGCCAGCCCGCGCACCGGCUUCCGCUACCUGCUGCACACAAGAUCCGUCCUCCAGCCAGUCACAUCAAGAGGAGCCCAUGGAGGUGGAGAUGGAGUCAUUUCACUCCCAGCAGCAACAGUGAUCCACUACAGCUUUAUGUUCUGAGUCUUAAGUAAUAUAUUCUGCUUUUGUAGUCAAAGAUUUAACUCUUCUAUAGAUUUAACUACUAUAGUUCCAUGUCAAACACAACGCUAUUUUAUACUAUUUUAAUUUAUAGUUCUAUCAGAAAUCAUUUUUAUGCAAGCCAAUCCAGCAAAAUGUAACUCUGUGCUUGUUACAUAAACUUCACUGGAAUAAAUAUUUGCAUUUACUUGGUCUUUUUCCCUUCCUCAUGAAAACCUGAAUGUGCUUUUGUUUCUCUUGAAGAAACAGCUUUGAAAUUCUUAUAAAGUAAUGACAAAUAUUUACUAAGACAUUUUAUAAGUCAUAAGAUAAAUGUGGCAAGAUCUCAACUUAUAUUAAGUUUUUGUUAUAAAGAGCAAACAAUAAAAUGAUGUUUAGUAUGA
This is a messenger RNA of Sebastes umbrosus (honeycomb rockfish), 1864 nucleotides long. RefSeq names its product perilipin 2 (gene plin2). Bases 106 to 1440 code for a protein of 444 amino acids. Gene Ontology annotation, biological process: lipid storage; positive regulation of triglyceride storage. Lineage: Eukaryota; Metazoa; Chordata; Actinopteri; Perciformes; Sebastidae. The record is from RefSeq and is a predicted model, not a curated record. The transcript has 8 exons. Gene Ontology annotation, cellular component: lipid droplet; cytosol.